Entrophospora candida is the source of this 235-nucleotide messenger RNA. NCBI's taxonomy places the organism in Eukaryota, Fungi, Glomeromycota, Glomeromycetes, Entrophosporales, Entrophosporaceae. The record is from the annotation of a GenBank genome assembly.
UCAAGAAAUCUCCGCUGAGUGUUACCAUGCAGAUAUAGGAAAGGAAAUUAGAAUAAAUACGCAAAAUAAAUGGCGAAUUGGAAAACUACACAUCAUAGUCGCAACAACCACCUUUGGAAUGGGGAUUGAUAAGCCUAAUGUAAGAUAUGUGAUUCACUAUUCAUUGCCAGGAUCUCUUGAGGGAUAUUAUCAGGAAACAGGGAGAUUGGGAAGAAAUGGGAAUAAUGCUACAUGA